UUCUUCUUGUCAUUUGAUUGAACAAUAGCAUCUUCCUCAAAAUCCAACUAAACUAUUACAAGACAAAAAAGAGAAAGAAGAAAGGGAAUAUCAACUUUCACCAACUCAAAACUCAUUUCCAAGAAGUCUCCUUCCCCUUUUCUACUCUACCUCAUAAGACAAAGCAAUCUUUCAACUAGUCCCUAAUCUAUUCCAUCUCAUUUAUUUCACAUUUUCCUUCCAAGCCACUAUUCCAUUAGCUCUUUCACUUCCACUCACAAAACAUUAACACAAACACAAAAACAAAAGAGUUGAAAACAUCUCUUACAGUUUCUUCAUCUUCACCAUUCUCUUAUGAUCUCCACAAACCAAGACCCUCUUCCCACCCACACCCAUUUCUCCAUCAUGCUCAAACUCCUCAACAAAAACCUCCGCCGCUUCCUCUCCCAUCUCCGGUGCCCAAUUCACCCUCCCUCAAAAUCCAAACUAACCGUCGUAAUCGACAAACUAACAACCAACCCCAACCCAAAACCUCAAAACGAAACAAGCUCAAAAUUUACAUCAGCACUUCAUCCAAAAACCGAGAAAAAAAUCCGAGUGGCCACUUUCAACGCCGCACUUUUCUCAAUGGCACCAACUCUUCCCAAAACAACACCAUUCGAAGACGAAAACGACGUCGCUCUAAAACACCUAAAUCCCCGAUCAAAAUCAACAAACGACAGACCAAAAAGCAUACUGAAACAAACUCAACCACAACUCCCAUCCAUAAAAUCGAAAACAAGAGUUUCGAUAAAUUUACCGGACAACGAGAUAUCGUUGCUGAGAAGCAGACAAUCGAGUUUCUCGGAGCACGAGAAGGAGAGAGGGUCGACGAGUAGUAAUUGGGGAGGUGUGAGGAGUGGGAGGACGUUGGUGGAGGUGUUGAGAGAAGUGGAUGCGGAUGUGUUGGGAUUGCAGGAUGUGAAAGCGGAAGAAGAGAAUGGAAUGAAGCCAUUGUCGGAUUUAGCGGCGGCUUUGGGGAUGAAUUAUGUGUUUGCGGAAAGCUGGGCGCCGGAAUAUGGUAACGCGGUUUUGUCUAAAUGGCCUAUUAAGCGUUGGAAUGCUCACAAAAUCUUUGAUCAUACUGAUUUCAGGAAUGUUUUGAAGGCAACUAUAGAUGUACCUGAAGCAGGUGAACUAAACUUUUACUGCACUCACCUCGAUCACCUUGACGAGAAUUGGCGAAUGAAGCAAAUAAAUGCAAUCAUUCAAACAAAUGAUGAGCCCCACAUCUUAGCUGGAGGACUUAAUUCACUUGAGGAAUCCGAUUACUCGCAAGAAAGAUGGACAGAUAUUGUAAAGUACUAUGAAGAAAUGGGAAAGCCAACACCAAAGGUUGAAGUGAUGAAACAUCUCAAGAGUAAAGACUACACAGAUUCUAAAGAUUAUGCAGGGGAAUAUGAAUCGGUUGUAAUGAUUGCCAAAGGACAAAGUGUGCAAGGGACAUGCAAGUACGGUACACGGGUAGAUUACAUAUUAUCAUCAUCGAAUUCGCCGUAUAAGUUUGUUCCUGGUUCAUAUUUAGUCCUUUCUUCCAAAGGGACCUCAGAUCAUCACAUAGUGAAAGUUGAUGUGAUGAUCAAAGUAAAUAACAAUCCUCAAGAAAACGUGACAAAGAAACCGCAACAACAUAGACAGAAAAUUGUAAGAAUAACACAUUCGACUCCGUCAAAAGGUAUAUGGAAAACACACAACGGGGAAGUAUAUUGAGUUGUUUGUUCCUCCUUAGUUUAGAUGAGUGUAUUUGUUUUGUUUCUGCUUCCUAAUCAUAUAUGUUAUAUAGCAUUCUUCAAAUUGAAUUAGAAGAAUAUAAAAGAAAAGAGUGAGUGUAAUGUGUAACACUUUUUUUUUUCUAUUUGUAUAGCUUGAGUUUCGAUUAACAAAUUUCGAAAUCUACAGAGUGAUUUGCUUCCCCUUCGUUGACAAUGUCCACAAAUUCACAUUGAAUUUCUUUUUGAGAAUGAGCCACCAUAUGUGAUGUUAUAUAGAUUUUAGUCUCCUACAAACCACUCCAAUGUAUUUGCUUUAAAUGUGUGGAAACCUCUUUGUAUAUAUAGAUGCAAUGAGUGAAACAAUCAUUUUAGACCAAGCUUCUCCAUUAUCAGUCAUUAUGAAGAAAGCAAAUGGGAGAGAGGUGUGUGUAUUUUGCAUGUGGAGGUGUUACCCUUGAAUUUCGACUUACUCUUUACAUUAUGAUCUGAAAGCAUGUUAAUCCAAAAGAGGAAUUUUGGGAGCAGUGGGUCGAAGAGCUUUCGAUUUCAGUAGUACACAGUCGAAAGUGAUAGGUUUUACUGGUAUUAUGCUUAGAAGAAAAACUUGGAAAUAUUCACGUGUUUUCUAGUCAGAGGUUGGUCGAAGUCCAAUUUAAGUGGAUAAAAUCAGACAGUUUUUCUCUGGGGUACGUGGAGGCCUGAUAGGCGAAAGGUUGCAUGGUUGGGACACGUGAUGGCAGAUGUUUAGUCGACCGUUAGGGCAGGUACUAUUUUAGAUGUCUAUAUAAGCAGCGUUGUUUGUAGUUUUUUAGGGUCCGCAUUCCUGUGUUACUAAAGAAAACUCUAAAUCUCUGUGCUAAAAUGAGAAACGAGUGUUACUUUUUGAAAAUUUACGUAUGCGUACCAUUUUAUAUCCAUGCAAUAAUUUUCUUUUAUCUUCCAAGUUCAUGUUACAUUCUAUGCCAUUUCUUUCGUGUCAUUUUCUUAAAUUCUGUGCAUUGUUCUUUUCAAUAUUUUGUCAUUUACGCAUUAAACACAAGUCAAACAACAUUAAAACACAGUAUAGCACAAUAAAGUCCUAAGAUUUACUAGUUGAUCCUGCAAAGUAAACUUUAAUAAGAAACUAGCUGUUGUUUACCAAAAUUCAGGAUAAACAGGAGAAAGGAUUAUUUUUCUAUGAAGCAUGAUGUCCGACACAGACAAAGGACGCGGAAAAAACAGUCUUGUUAAUUCUCUAUAUAGUUGUGUGUGAGGUGUGUCCAAUAAUACCCAACUUGAGUUAAUACAAACAGAAAGAGUUUUCAGAACACUUAUCUAAGGUGUCGACGUGUCUCUUGCGAUGUGAGUUUCAUUUGCGGAAGUGUCAAGAGGAAUUUCCGUGUUUCAUAGGCAUUUGAAUAAUGUCAAAUGUGAAUGAUACUCAGUGGAAGGGUGUGAAUAGGAGAAACUGGGAUGUAGGUAGCACUCUCCUCAUAAAAGUUGGAACCCAAAUCCAUUAGAAAAGUGCAACCCAAUACAUAGGAAGAUAGUGUGAGGGCCCUACAUUUCAAAGCAAGGCCUGGUAGUAUCCAAAACCUUACAAGAUUCUCUAAAAAGAAAACUGGUCCAAUAUGUGAUGAACCUUUCUGAUCAUAUAUUAUGUAAUCCUGCUUGAAAUGUUAUCUGUUAAAGAAAUCACUAUUUAUAUUAGUCUUAUCUGUUACUUCAA
Messenger RNA from Vicia villosa (hairy vetch), 3438 nucleotides. RefSeq lists its product as uncharacterized. Gene Ontology annotation, molecular function: catalytic activity. Gene Ontology annotation, cellular component: endoplasmic reticulum. The coding region runs from base 334 to 1728 and encodes 464 amino acids. Lineage: Eukaryota; Viridiplantae; Streptophyta; Magnoliopsida; Fabales; Fabaceae. The transcript is spliced from 4 exons. Gene Ontology annotation, biological process: GPI anchor biosynthetic process. The record is from RefSeq and is a predicted model, not a curated record.